Molecule: messenger RNA, 4034 nt
Organism: Achroia grisella
Lineage: Eukaryota; Metazoa; Arthropoda; Insecta; Lepidoptera; Pyralidae
Exons: 2
Coding region: 242-3565 (1107 amino acids)
Source: RefSeq, a predicted model, not a curated record
CACUCAUGCGCCGCGCGACCUACCGACCACACGUGUCACCAGUGACCGUCGCGGUGACCCCGGGACACCACUACCCAACCACACAUGACACAGACCGCACGCGUCCCCAACAUGUGCCAGUGAUUGGACAGCAGUGAAAAAAAAACUAUAGUGAAGUGACAUUCCCCGUGUGAUGUGCUGAAGAUAAGGUGACGAGCAGUGAUUAAAAGUUUUCAGCCGCAGCUUCCGCUUAUCAGAAAAUAUGGUGAGAGGGGCGGCGUUGGCGCUCGUGCUAGCGCUGGCAUGGGCGUGCGAGGCACACGCCAGUGUCUUGGUGCCCACCUACGUGCGGCCGCCUGACUCGUUCGUGCGCGAUCAGCGCAGCUACGCCCCGCCGACGGAUAUCGACCCUGCUGAAUCUCAGCGCACGAUCAAGCGGCUUAUUGGCGGACAUAUGAAAAACAAGGACUACAGUAGCGCGAAGAAUUCCAUUUCAUUAAACGACAAAAGUGAAACUGGUAAAUUCGUAAGCGCGAUUGCGCCGGACCAGUCAGGCGGCACCGUAGGAUGGAACCAAGGCAUCUGGGAUGACGGCAUGCUCAUGUCCAGCGCCGGAGAGGGAAAGGAAGCUGUAAAAAUUAAGGAAGAUGAGGAGGACAAAAAGACACUGUCAGAUCAGGUGGCAGAAGGAAAAUAUGGUCUCAUACAGAAUGAAAUAUUUGCAAAAACGCCAAAACGGCCAGGAAUAAUAAGUUAUGAGCCCAAUUCAGAAACGAGAACAAAGGAUAACCUUCAAAAUUUAGGAGGUCUAAAUAAAGAUGAAAUAUGGCUCGCAGAGGAUCAUUUGUUAGUUUUGAAAGGAGGCUCUUUCCCAGAACGAACUAAAGAAAAUGAUAAUAGACCAUGGCCACCGAUUGACAACUACGAGGCGCCUAGAAGGCAAGUAAAACUACCACAGAAACCCAAAGUGCCUCCGCCCUUUCCGGUACAACUCUCCGACAACGGACCGCUCGUCUUCCUUACGCCAAACGGUAGCGUCCCUGCGGGCUUUUUCCCUCCCUACUCUGCAGGAGAGGGCGAAGGCCCUCUACCUCCUCCGCCAUUCCCAUUCCCACAAGGAGCGCCCUAUCCCCCGGGUGACUAUCAGGGAAACUCUACUGCCGGGGGAGCGCCGUUGCCAAUUCCUCCGUUCCCAUUCCUACCUGGGAAUGCGAGCGAAGGAGCAUUCCCCUUCCCACCACCCAUAAACGGAUCUUUUCCAGAAGGCUUUCCUCCGGGCGCAGUGUUUCUACCACCACCGAGCAACCAAUCAGACCUGUACGACGAAGACGACCCUUCGAUCUACUAUCCGCCGCCUUACAAUUUUUCUUACCGCGCCGAUUACAAUAACAGCGUACCAGCUGGACCAUUAGUACCUGGUAUAAUAUUACCACCACCGCCAGAUUUCUUUGCUCCAAUUGAAGAGCAAUCAACUACAAAGUCAAUAACUACAAGUACACCAUCAACAACAUACUCCCGGCCGAAACCAACUACGAAAGUACCUGGUUUAGUGAAUCGCUAUAAAUAUAAGACAAGGCCACCAACGAGCACGACAUCAGAACCUACCAGAACCACCGAAAUACUAAGUACGAUAACUACACCGGCACCAAUUGAAAUAGUAACAUAUCCAAAGAUAAGAAAACCUCAAAGAAUACCUUCAAGAGCUCCUAUACGAGUUCAAAAUCUUCCAGACGAUGUCACUACACGACCAAAAACAGAUAAACCUGUUUAUAAAACAAGAACAAAACCAACGUCUAAACCACUAUCAGUUUCAGUAAUUUAUGACUACCCAGAACCUAUUUAUGAUACAAAAAUACCUACAACAUCUGAAAAACCCUAUAUAAUAUAUAAUGUACAGGAAAAGACACCCAACAUAAUUAUUGAUGAUGUAGUAACAUCAACUCCAGUGCCAUUAAGAGCAUACUAUUCUAAUGCGGAUAAUGAAGUGCCUACGACUAAAUUACAGCCGGUGUAUAAUCAAAAACCUAAAGAAAAUCCAUUAGCUUCUUUCUACUUCUACGAUGAACAGCCAAAGACCUCACCAUCACCUGCAACAUUUUUCGAUGGCAAGAAUUAUUAUAAAACACUACCGGUCAGCCAAACACCGUUUACGCAACAAAACAUUAAUCCUCAGUCCGGUUUCACACCAACGGUUGAUGUUUCAUACGGAGCGAUUGAUCAAACAGAUGCUCUAUUCUUGUGGCCACAAAAACAAGGACCACGAACACUCACACAAGAGUACUUUAGUGUACAAAAACCGAGACAUCAAGCGGUUUACGUUCAACAACCGAAGCAACGACCAGACCAAUUCUACCAGCAAAUAGCUGAUAUUCAACAAACGAUAGAUUUAUUCACGACAAAGAGACCUAAGGCGCAUUCGCAUAGACCACACGGACACAAGCCUAAAGCCAUAACGUCCAGACCGGUAUAUCAAUUCAGUUAUCAAACUAAACCAAGACCAGAACAAUUGACUUUCCGUGCACCUAAACUGGAUCCUGAACCAUUCAGACCAAUGGUGAGUUACAGCAAACCUUUUAAUUUCGGUAACGAAUUCAAUAGUAUCACUCCAUCGGUGUCACCGGGAUAUCAGCAACAGUACUUAAUAGAAAACAUAGUUACUACAGAAAACCCAAUAGCGACUAGAUACUAUCCUAAAACGAAAUUACGUGAAUCAGAUUACAAUGCUGCUCUAAACGACAAAGAUGUUCGAUCUAAGGCUAAUAGAAAUCACAUACCGAUACAAAAUGACAAGCCAGCAUCGGUUCAAGUACAAAACAGACAACCGAGCACUACGGCCAACCCGGUCGAAAGCGGUUAUUACACUAAGCAAGAUGAGAGGUAUUUAGAUGAUAUCACAAAGAACUCAUUCGACAUAUUUGGCAAAAAAAUUGAGGACAGCACGCGAGACGUUAAUGGUUUAGCGGUAACACCGCCGCUCAAUACUGUGAGGACUCCAAUUGACAACAAUAUAAAUCUACAAUACGAGUACGAGAUCGUCGAAUCUCAGAGUCCAAACCCACCAUCGCUUGACAGAGACACACUUGUGAAUGAUCGUCUCCCGCGUCCACCGAUCAACCCAGACAGCGAACCCGUAAUACAGAGACAACAAAAUGCAGAGUUAGUCCAGCAAAAACCGCCGUCUUUGAUCGACGACACGCUGGUGAACGAGAGACCACCACGGCCAACUAUCAACCCGGACAGCGAAUUUAUCCCUAUACCUAAUCCGGGAUAUAGAGCAGCGGAGCAAUACAGGGUACAAAAUCAAGUACAAAGACCGCAAUACACCGGCGAACAGUACGACCUUAAUAGGCCCGCGUUGGGUGAUGAUACGGCGGUUAAUUACCGAAGACCGCUACCGCCUAUCAACCCAGACGCGGAAUGGAUAUCCCCUGUGAACGCGGCGGGCGAGGGUAGGCCUGGCUCGUUUGUGUCAUACCGGCUACCGGGCGAAGGCGCGCACGUGUACUUCUUAACACCACAGGCAGCGCAAGCAGCACAAGCUGCACAAGCCCGCCAAAGGUACCGGCAGCCCGGCUACGGACGGUGAAACCAAAGCUCUAGUCUGAACAGUGAACGCCGCUUUAGCGACGUGCCGUGUAAAUAUAAAGCGCAAAUGUGAUGUUUUAAGUGUCCUAAGUAGUGUAACGAACGAAAGACUAGCGGGCGAAGUCCGCAUUGCCAUAAUAUUUAAAACACGUGUUUUUAUUUAAUUAUUCUGUAAUUUGUUUUUACGUGCGCCAAUGUUGUGCAACAUAAAGGACGCUGUGUAAUCUUGAUAAACUAUUUAUUAAUUUAUUGUUAAGAGACUGUGGUGCAUGCAUAAUGAUAGCUAAUUUAUUUAUGUUAGUAUUCUUAUGAACUGUCAAGAGUGAUGUGAUAUGUUGUAGUGUAACAAUGAUAGUGAGCAUUGUUAUAAUAUACGCAAUAAUGAAAACAAUUGUUAUCUAAUUGUUAUAUAAACAAAUUAAUGAGAAAUCAUUGUGAUUUUGUAUUUUAAUAAACGAAGAUGAUUAAUA